Rhodamnia argentea is the source of this 1525-nucleotide messenger RNA. RefSeq names its product sugar transporter ERD6-like 6. Gene Ontology annotation, cellular component: membrane. The coding region runs from base 4 to 1476 and encodes 490 amino acids. Gene Ontology annotation, biological process: transmembrane transport; carbohydrate transport. The record is from RefSeq and is a predicted model, not a curated record. The transcript is spliced from 18 exons. NCBI's taxonomy places the organism in Eukaryota, Viridiplantae, Streptophyta, Magnoliopsida, Myrtales, Myrtaceae. Gene Ontology annotation, molecular function: sugar transmembrane transporter activity.
AACAUGAGAGCCAUUGAGGACGCCGAGGACCAGAGGGACGGCCUGAGGAAACCGUUCCUCCUCAGAGGGGUCUGGUACGCAAUGCAGGAGAACGGAUCGAGGCAGUCCAGCCUCUCCGGACCGGCGCCACGGAUCCCCCGCAACGGCACCGUUUCCGUACUCCUCUGCGUCCUGAUCGUCGCCUUGGGCCCUAUUCAGUUCGGAUUCGCCUGCGGAUAUUCGUCUCCCACGGAGGACGACAUAAUAAGCGACCUAGGACUUUCGCUCUCGCAGUAUUCGAUAUUUGGCUCAUUGGUGAAUGUGGGAGCGAUGAUCGGGGCGAUCGUGAGCGGCCACAUGGCGGAGUACGUCGGUCGGAAAGGGUCUCUGCUGAUCGCCGCAGUCCCUAAUGUUAUAGGGUGGCUGGCAAUCUCCUUUGCCGAGGAUUCCUUCUUCUUAUACAUUGGAAGGUUGCUGGGUGGAUUUGGUGUGGGUGUCAUUUCUUAUGUGGUGCCGGUAUAUAUAGCUGAGGUAUCGCCUCAGAACAUGAGAGGGACCCUGGGAUCUGUGAAUCAGCUCUCAGUUACAGUGGGAGUUUUGUUGGCUUACCUUUUUGGAAUAUUUCUCAACUGGAGGAUCCUUGCUGUCUUGGGGUCUCUGCCAUGUCUAAUAUUGAUUCCUGGUUUAUUUUUCAUCCCAGAGUCUCCUCGAUGGUUGGCCAAAAUGGGUUUGACCAAAGAAUUUGUAGCCUCUUUGCAGAUCCUACGGGGAUUUGAUACUGAUAUAUCCGUUGAAGUUGACGAGAUCAAGAGUUCUGUUGCAUCGACAAACAAAGGAACAGCAAUUGGGUUUGGAGAGCUCAAGCAGAAAAGAUAUUGGUUUCCUUUAAUGGUAGGUAUUGGACUACUUAUGCUCCGGCAACUCAGUGGCAUCAAUGGGGUAUUAUUCUAUGCCACCACAAUCUUUGAAAGUGCAGGGAUUUCUUCAAGUGAUGUCGCAACUGUUGGAGUCGGUGCUAUCCAGGUUCUUGCCACUGUGGUUACCACUUGGCUCCCGGAUAAAGCAGGCCGACGGCUGCUUCUAAUAUUGUCCUCGUCCACAAUGACUCUGAGCCUUCUUUUUGUGGCUGUAGCAUUCUAUAUGGAGAAUUCCGUUUCAGAAGACUCUAAACUAUACAGCAUAAUGGGAAUAUUGGCGGUGGUUGGGCUUGUGGCAUUUGUGGUUGCCUUCGCUCUGGGAAUGGGAUCGGUUCCAUGGGUUAUCAUGUCUGAGAUUCUUCCGGCAAACACUAAGGGCCUUGCUGGAAGCAUGGCAACGUUGGCAAACUGGACAACAACGUGGGUAAUCACGGCGACAGCAAACUUACUGUUGGAUUGGAGCGCAGCAGGUACCUUCACAAUCUACACAAUGGUGGCAGCUUGUACUGUUGUCUUUGUGAUACUCUUUGUCCCAGAAACUAAGGGAAGAACUCUGGAAGAGAUUCAGUCAUCGUUUUAGAUGACUCUUGCCUCUUGUUGUCACACAUUGAUUUUUGCUGUUGAAGAGA